Trichobilharzia regenti is the source of this 273-nucleotide messenger RNA. NCBI's taxonomy places the organism in Eukaryota, Metazoa, Platyhelminthes, Trematoda, Strigeidida, Schistosomatidae. The record is from the annotation of a GenBank genome assembly.
AUGUUGGAAAUUGAACUCUCAACAAGCUACUACCAAUACGAAGUAAAGCGUUACUUGAAUUGGAAAAGCUUUAUCUCUCAACCAAGGACCAUGUCUGAUGAUGAGGAUAACAUUGGUCCCUUCCCGACCGAAAUUUCUAAUGAAGUUGAUGUCGAAGAUGAAUCUAGAGAAGACACAGUUGGCCCUUUACCAACUGAAAUGAUGCCGCAGUCUGAUGAUGUUGGUGGAAGUAAUGACUGUUCUCCUGCUCCCCCAAAAAGCCAAAAGUUCUAA